Contarinia nasturtii (swede midge) is the source of this 4477-nucleotide messenger RNA. Its product is annotated as CD109 antigen-like. The coding region runs from base 116 to 4390 and encodes 1424 amino acids. The transcript has 10 exons. Gene Ontology annotation, molecular function: endopeptidase inhibitor activity. The record is from RefSeq and is a predicted model, not a curated record. Gene Ontology annotation, cellular component: extracellular region. Lineage: Eukaryota; Metazoa; Arthropoda; Insecta; Diptera; Cecidomyiidae.
GGAAUCGAGUCAGUUCGAUUCAUGUCAUCGUGAAGCGUACAUACGUUCUUCUUGAACUGAUAAUUUCCAGUGUGGAAUUUUCAUUUAAAAAAAGUUAUUGAAAUAACAAAUUAAAAUGCGGUGUUUUGCACUGCUAGUGAUAUUUAUUGUAUUUGUAGAUUUCGUGACUCCAGAUCUACCACAAUCGCGCUACAAUGUUUACACAAUCGUUGCUCCACAAAAUAUUCGCUCACAUACAGAUUACAAAGUGUCAAUAACACUUCAUGACUAUAUUGAACCGGUUACUGUUCGAGUGGCCAUUGAAGAUGGUAUUAAAUACAAAAAUGAAGCGAAUAUUACAAUAAGUUCAAGCAAAACGGAACUGGUCACAUUGCGCAUUGAUAAUUUAGAAAAUAGGGGUUAUAGAUUUGUAGCUGAAGGUUUAUCGGGAAUGAAUUUCACUGAAAUGGAGAAUUUAAAAAUCGAAUCUAAAGAAGUGUCACUGUUUAUUCAAACUGAUAAAGCAAUCUACAAGCCAGGCGACUCGAUUAAAUUUCGCGUAUUAAUUUUAGAUUAUAAAUUACGACCGGUGAAAUUGACACCGGAUAGUCUACUCAACGUUAACAUCGCAGAUCCCGAAAAGAAUCGCAUACAGCAAUGGCUUAAAGUGACACCAACGAAAGGUGUGUUUACGAGCGAGCUUCAAUUGUCCGAUCAUCCAAUUUUGGGUAAUUGGAAAUUCGAAGCCCAGGUUGGAAAUGAGAUCAAAACCAAAGAAAUUGAGGUGGCCGAAUAUGUUUUACCAAAAUUCGAAGUAACAAUCGAUUCACCGGCUGAUGUGUCGGCAAAAAAUGGAAAAAUUCGUGUUAUCAUUCGCUCCAAAUACACUUUUGGGAAACUGGUAAAAGGAGAAGCAGUCGUAUCGUUGACACCAAAAAACCACUUCCGUCGGAGGAUAGAUAAUACAGAAGGCGUGUUGAAAACAAUCAACGUCGAUGGUAAAGGUACAGUAGAAUUUGACAUUGACAAUGAGUUGAGGACACGUUUCUCGGAGGGCGAAACACGCGAAUACGAAUUGAAAGCCAUCGUUAUUGAAGAGUUGACUGGUCGUAAUCAAAGUGCCACGAAAACUAUCACAAUUCACCAAUCACGGUAUAAAAUCACUCCAACAGGACUCAGCCAUAAAUUUAUACCAGGACUUCCGUUCACAUUUUCGAUCGAAGUGACCCAUCAUGACAAUUCACCAGUUUUAUUAACCGAAAAGACGAAAUUGUUAACUAUCGAACAAAAAAAUGAAAACCGCACAUGUUAUGAUUUCGUGUUAGGUCCAAAAGGAACAGUUGAUAUCACUUUACAAACUAACAACGAUAGUUUCGACUUGAAAGUAAAAUAUAUUGAUGAAGAGUACGAUUUGGGUUAUUUCCAUCCAUAUUCAUCAGGAGUCGAGUUGAAAGUAAACAUCUUGACCGAACGGCCAAAGCUGAAUGAAAAUGUAUUAGUCGAGGUGCAAUCAAAUUAUUUGCUUCCGAAUUUUACUUAUCUUAUUAUUGGCCAUUUCGGAGCAGUGUACGCUGAAAAUGUUAAUGUGGACAGCAAAAGUCACACAUUCAAAUUCAAUGCAACGUUUGAUUUGGUUCCAAAAGCAACAGUGAUUGUCUAUCAUUUAAAAGAUAACGAAAUGGUUUCCAGCAAGACUGACGUAGCAAUUGAUAGUAAUUACGUAAAAUUAAAACUAUCAACCGCAGAGACACAACCGGGCAAAGAUGUCAACAUUGAUGUUACCACAAAUCCAGAGUCACGUGUCGGUUUGGUUGGAGUUGAUCAGAGUGUGUUGCUAUUGAAGAAAGGCGACGGACUUUCGAGAGAUGAUAUAAUGCAAGAAAUGGACGAGCAUCAGAAACAUUUCUUUAAUGCUGGAACAGGUCCAUGGAGCGUUGCAUGGCGAAAUCAUUAUGAAGAUUUUUUCAAUGCGUUCGAUGACUGCAAAAUGAUUCUUAUCACCAAUGCGAAACAAAGAAGAUUUGAAUUGUGGCUCAGUUCAGACCGUUUUUAUGAUCGUAUUUUACAUGGAUCAGAUUUAGUUGAUGUUCGUUUUGGUGAAUAUUCGCCAAUGCCUUUAUCAUCAUCACAAGCAUCAUCAUCUAUUUUUCAACAUUCUGGAGUUGCAUAUAGUGAGAUGUCGCCAAAAACUGAAAUUUCAGCACCAAUUGAACCACCAAGAGUGCGUAACAUAUUUCCAGAGACUUUUCUAUGGGAAGAUUUCGAUGUGAACAAUGCAAAUGGAAGUCUAACGCUCACAAAAAAAGUGCCUGACACAAUCACUUCAUGGAUUAUCUCGGCAUUUUCCAUUAAUCCGAGUGUUGGCUUGGGCUUGACUAUGAACCCAAAAUCAUUGAAAGUACUUCAACCAUUUUUCGUGUCUCUGAAUCUUCCAUAUUCAGUGAAACGAAAUGAAGUUGUUGCUAUUCCGGCGGUUUUAUUCAAUUACUUAGAAACAGAUCUAACUGCUGAACUCACGCUACAUAAUGAAAAUGGUGAUUUUGAGUUUGUUGAUGACAUCGAAGGUGAUAAAACAUUGCGAAAGCGUCAAGUUGCAGUGGCAUCAAAUGCCGGCGUCUCUUCAACGUUCCUUGUCCGAUUUACUUCAGUUGGUAAGAUUACAUUAAAAAUUACAGCCACUUCUGCAGUAGCUGGCGAUGCGAUCGAACGUGUUCUUCAAGUUGAUCCGGAGGGUGUUCCACAAUAUAUCAACAAAGUGUUAUUCGUCGAUUUGCGCGAGACCAACAGUUUUGAUGCCAUUCAAAAUGUCGAAGUGCCCGAGAAUAUAGUUCCCGGUUCGUUGAAAAUCAGUGUGAAUGCGAUCGGCGAUUUGCUGGGCGGAACUAUUCAAAACUUGCAUAAAUUAAUCCGUUUGCCAACUGGGUGUGGAGAGCAAAAUAUGCUCAACUUUGUGCCAAACAUAGUCGUUUUAGACUAUUUGACAGCAGUAGGUGAACUCGAUGCAUCGAUCAAAUCCAGAGCUAUCAAAUUUCUAUUGAGCGGAUAUCAACGGGAGCUUACAUAUCGUCGAAAUGAUGGUUCUUUUAGUAUUUUCGGUAAAAGGGAUUCUAUAGGUAGUACAUGGUUGACUGCAUUCGUCGCAAAAUCAUUUAUACAAGCUGGCGCCUAUAUUGAUGUCGAUAAUAAGAUUAUCGAUGAAGCACUCGAUUUCCUCAGCACACUUCAAGCUUCCGAUGGCAGUUUUCCAGAAGUCGGUAAAGUUUACGACAAAGUCAUGCAAGGAGGUUCCAGUAAAGGAGUGGCAUUAACUGCGUAUGCUGCAAUUGCUUUUUUGAAAAAUAAGAAACAAACAAACUGGAAGCAUGAGGAAACAGUGAACAAAGCCAUUAUGAACAUCGCAUCAAAUGUCAAGGACAUCGACAAUCCAUAUGCUCUAGCAAUUGCAGCAUAUGCACUACAAUUAGCCGAUCAUUCAAAUAAGGACGAAAUUUUGAACGCUCUUGUCAAUAAAACGCUCGUUGAUGGUCAAUAUAAAUGGUGGACUGCUAAGAAGCCCGGUUCGAAAGACACUCAAUCGAUAUCAAUCGAUGUUGAAAUUACGUCAUACGGUAUACUAUCGCUCAUUGAAGCAAACCGACUUACCGAGGCUUUUGCGUAUUUCAAAUGGCUUUUGGCACAGCGAAACGACAAAGGUGGCUUUUUUGGAACACAAGACACUGUAAUUGGGUUGGAAGCAUUGGCCACAUAUUCUCGCCUCUUCAACAGCAAAGAGAAUAAUGUCCAACUCAAAAUACAAGCUGAAACUAUAAAUGAAAAAGUGUUGAAUAUAAGUUCGGAGAAUGCAAUGCUUCUACAAACUGUUGAUUUACCAUCGGAUACCAGAUCCUUGCAUCUCGUCGCAUCCGGAAAAGGAUAUUCUUUGUUCCAAUUAUCUUAUCGAUACAAUCUGAAUGAAAGCGAUGUCUAUUCGAUAUUUACAUUGAAGCCCACCGUUCUUGAAACUACUUCCGGUCAUUUGAAUGUCAAAGUUUGCUCAAGAUUCAAUCCAAGGACAUCUGACGAUGAGCAUUCCAACAUGGUAAUCAUGGAAGUGGCAAUGCCGAGCGGUUUUCUGAUAGAAAAGGAUCGAUUGGAGGAAUUGUUGCAGAAACCACAUAUAAAAUUGGUAGAAACAAAACGCGGCGAAACUGUUGCAGACAUUUAUAUUGAUCAGAUGAUUGCAAAUGAGGAAAUUUGUUUAGAAAUUCAAGGAUAUCGUUUACAUAAAGUUGCCGAAAAUAAACCAGUACCUGUGCGCAUCUAUGACUAUUAUGACAGCUCUCGGAGUGCACGAGAAUUUUAUGAAAUUCCAUUCAUAACAUCUUGUGAUAUUUGUGAAGGCGACGAAUGCUCGAAGUCAUGCAAAAAAUGACCUUAAUCUGGAUGAAAUUCACAUAAAAUAUAUUCAAAAAAAGGAAUAUUAUGUUUUUCUUAAGUUGUUUUUUUUUUAAUGAAAUUC